Galdieria sulphuraria is the source of this 1079-nucleotide messenger RNA. RefSeq names its product aldehyde dehydrogenase (NAD+) isoform 1. Gene Ontology annotation, molecular function: oxidoreductase activity, acting on the aldehyde or oxo group of donors, NAD or NADP as acceptor. Bases 123 to 458 code for a protein of 111 amino acids. The record is from RefSeq and is a predicted model, not a curated record. The transcript has a single exon. Lineage: Eukaryota; Rhodophyta; Bangiophyceae; Galdieriales; Galdieriaceae.
UUGAACUGGGAAAGAAGGAAGGUGCAUAAUGUAUUGUUGGAGCAAGUGGAAAGAAAGCAAUUGGAGGUGAACUAGAAGGUGGUUAUUAUAUUGAGCCAACGAUAUUCAAAGAAGACAAUAAGAUGAGAAUCUUCCAAGAAAAGAUAUUUGAACGAGUAUUGAGUGUAACAACAUUCCGUACGGAGGAGGAAGCUAUUCAAAUUGCCAACGAUACUUCUUAUGGUUUAGGUGCUGGACUAUGGACUCGAGAUAUUAUGAAAGCUUAUCGAGUAUCGCGAGCAAUCAAAGCUGGUCGUGUUUGGGUCAACUGCUAUCAUGAAUAUCCUUCUCAUGCAGCAUUUGGAGGUUAUAAAAAGUCUGGAUUCGGUCGCGAAUGUCACAAGUUGACUCUGGAACACUAUCAACAGUUGAAGAAUAUCAUCAUUAGCUACUCGCCUCAGCCUACUGGUUUAUUUUAAUUGAGAGAGGAAAUGUGAGAUCUUGUUGCCUUGCCCUUCUUAUGCCGUAGUUGUUGUUUGAUGGGAAUGUUUCAUUUGCUUGUUAUAAACCUUGAUGUGUAUCGUGGCUUCUUUUGUCGAAAUCUGUUUGUUAAAAUUUUUUUCCUCAUACAAUGUUCCUAUUUCAAUAGAGUGAAACUAGAGUAGGAUGUGACAUUGCACACACUGCAUUGGUUCUAAAAUAGAAGGGAAUCGCAAAAAACUCACAGACUUGUGUAGAAAAUCCUUGUUGACACAAGGUCUGAGAAUGAACUUAUCCAUGGUUAAUAAUGUCGAAAUGGGAGUGCUUUUGGCACAUUUGUCUUAACCACUCUUUAGUCUCGCUUGAUGGUGUUGGUUAUUUCUUCUGAAUAUGUUUCAGAGACUUGUGGUCUUCAAGUCUUUGUUUCACUGUCAUAUUGCCAUUGCCUCUUAUGAACUAUUCCUCUGCUUACAGUUGAAGCACUUCCAGGAGUUGUCCAAAGAAUCAGACAAAAAAAGAAUUCGAUAGCUGGAUAUAGCAACAAAUCUACAAAAGUUUUUACGUAAGGCUAUGGAUACAAAAGAUCUUAUACGUUUACUAAGAAAUCACUGUUCUUAGAA